CUGAAACCUGCCUGGCCGUCUAUUUCGCCAAAAGACCAUCAACAGGUCAACAAAUACCACGCAAGUAACACAUGCGAAUCAAUUCCAGGGUCCCAAAGUUCAAGUGCCUUCACUCCCAAUAGCAGGCUAGCAAAAAAUUACUGCAUUCAGACUGGUAUAUUACGUAUUGAUCAUCCAACCACAGGUCUCGAGUACUUCCGUAGCCAGACAGUUGGAUUGUUUCCGCACUUGGAUCUUGCAUAUGGCAAGAGUAGAACACUGAAUGGCGGCAAUACAACUUUGAAUGGCCACUCAAACAGACCUAGAUCGGUGCAAGGUCUUGGUAUCCAUUCUUUACAUUCCUCGAGACCAGACGCUGGACUUGACAGACCGUCUUCCGAGUUACAAAUCAACCUAGAUUUUCUAGACGGUGAUGACGAUGACCUAUCGAGCGUUGGAUCUAGCGUUCACAGCGUUCGAUCCCUACAUUCCUCGACGAAACUAAAUGCUGAACGUGACAAAGCGACUUCCGAAUUUCACAUCAACCUUGACUUUCUUGACGAAGAUGACGAUGACCAAUCGAGCAUUGGAUCUAGCCUUCUCAGCAUUCGAUCCCUACACUCCUCGACGAAACUAAAUGCUGGACGUGAUAAAGCGACUUCCGAAUUUCACAUCAACCUUGACUUCCUUGACGAUGAUGACGAUGACAGUAUGGACGAGGGACCCAUGGCCAGUCCAGAACAAAUGCACACACAACGAACUGUAGAGCAUUGUGACAGUCCAGAUAUUGUGUAUAGAACGCCACGCCCUUGCAUGGUCACGCACACUAGAAUUGGUGAAUCCGGAGACACGUGCACAUACACAGCCCCACACUCGCACACAGGGGCAUAUGGGAUGAAUGGAAUGACUUCAGUGGAGGAUUAGACAUAUAAGAUUUAUUAAAAUGCAAGAGGAAUUUAUAACUUUUCAAACAUGCGACGUGGAUAGGAAGAGGAAAAGUCAAUAUAAGGCGUUGAACAAUUGAAAUACAUGGAGCGCAAUGAUAGUGUCGGUGCGCAAAGUGGGACUAUUUAAAGGUGAUUUGCGCAUAACGUCAGCGUGAACGCCUUUUACUGUCAAAAGCCUAUGAUGAACGUGUGAUCAAAUUGUGAUAAAAAUUCAAUAUAAAUUUACACUGCACGAGAGACAGUAUUUGAGAAAGUAAUGUUUAGAGGAAGUCGGAGUUGUUAAGCAUUUUGUAUAAAAAUAUUAAAUACCAACAAAAAUGUAUUUAAAUUUUGUGUUCAUUUUUUGAAACGUCACGCGUUGCAAUAAUUUAUCGCACCUUUGUUUUAUCAUCCGCGUGUUUUAUGGUGACCUAAUCCAACACUUCAAACCCAGCUAAGGUCAAAAGUUAUAUUCUUAAUUGAAGACGAUGCCCUUUGGAGA
Owenia fusiformis is the source of this 1407-nucleotide messenger RNA. Lineage: Eukaryota; Metazoa; Annelida; Polychaeta; Sabellida; Oweniidae. The record is from the annotation of a GenBank genome assembly.